AUGUUCUUUCGGAGUAUAUGCAAACUUGUUCCAGUGCGUUGGUCAAUUUUGUGGCGUCAAGUGGUGAUUGAAUUACGCGUUGCAUAUCGUGUGAUACGGCGACUGGCCCUUAAGCACAUUGCCAAGCUGGCUUUUAACCUCACCGUACAUGUGGUUGUACUUAAGGCCGGCGGUCCAUUGGAGCAUGAGAUAGAUGUUGGACGGGGCUCUGGGCUUUGGUGGGAUGUAGUAGUGGCAGACGCUGCGGUACCUUUCGAGCACAGGGUGAAGCAGAUAAAGAAUGUGGAGGACAUUAAUCUCGUUGCUUUUAAUAUUCUUAAUUUUAAUAUGAGUAGCUUUGGUAAGUGGCUUGUUGAGAAGAUCACUAUUAAUUUCCCCACCCGUCAUGUCCCUCCUCAGGUGACCAUUCUGAAUUUUGUCACUAUCGGAGACAUUGUAGCCGCGGGAUUUAAACCAGAGGGCCAUCUUAUUGCUGUCAUCAGGAGUAUUAAUUUGUUUCUUACUCCAAUCACCGCUGCAGUUCCUCUGCAGAUCGUACAGAUGUGUUACCCAACCAGGCAGACAGGUCAUGAAAACCUUAGACAGCUUCUUGCCGUACUCAGUCAAUUUGCGUUUAUCGUCAGUUACAGCGGGAGUGUCAGGCUCAAGCAAUGCACCGUCAAACUUUCUACAGCAGUACGUGCUAACAUAUGCGUAGCCGAGUUGCUUGGCCAGGGCGCCGAUUCCGUCCUUGAGCGCUUGCAGGAUGGGACUGGAGGAGUCAGUGAAUUUGGCGGGGGUGAAUGUAGAUAG
This is a messenger RNA of Babesia ovata, 792 nucleotides long. RefSeq names its product integral membrane protein, putative. Bases 1 to 792 code for a protein of 263 amino acids. The record is from RefSeq and is a predicted model, not a curated record. Lineage: Eukaryota; Apicomplexa; Aconoidasida; Piroplasmida; Babesiidae. The transcript has 2 exons.